Molecule: messenger RNA, 1146 nt
Organism: Ipomoea nil (Japanese morning glory)
Lineage: Eukaryota; Viridiplantae; Streptophyta; Magnoliopsida; Solanales; Convolvulaceae
Product: dehydration-responsive element-binding protein 1F-like
Exons: 1
Coding region: 26-688 (220 amino acids)
Biological process (GO): regulation of DNA-templated transcription
Molecular function (GO): DNA-binding transcription factor activity; DNA binding
Source: RefSeq, a predicted model, not a curated record
CAGUGCAAUUUUUAUUUUUUUUCAGAUGGAUUUUGAAAAUGAUGGAAAUUCUUCUUCUUCUCCUUCUUCGUCGCCGUCGUCUUCUCAAGAAAUCGCCGGCGAUCAGGCGGCGCCGGUGCUGCAGAAGCGGAGGGCGGGGAGGAAGAAGUUCCGGGAGACGCGCCACCCGGUGUACAGAGGCGUGAGGCGGCGGAACGAGGACAAGUGGGUGUGCGAAGUUCGCGAGCCGAAUAAGAAGUCGAGAAUAUGGUUAGGAACCUUCGCGACUCCGGAAAUGGCGGCUAGGGCUCACGACGUCGCCGCACUGGCGCUCCGCGGAGAAGCGGCGGCCUUGAACUUCCCAGGCGCCGCCGAGUCGCUCCCUCGCGCCACCUCGUGCUCUCCGGCGGAUAUCCGAGCCGCCGCCCUUCAACUCGCCAAUGCUCCGCCGCCGCCGCCUCCGCAGUUUCCAUGCAUUAGUCGAGAUCACUCCGCGGAGGCGGCUUCGAGCUCGAGAACUAUUGAUUUGCCGGGACUUGAUUUUUUCGGCAAUGCGUCGACGUUUUUGGAUGAAGAGGCGGUGUUCAACCUGCCGGCGUUACUGGACAACAUGGCGGAGGGCAUGCUUAUUACUCCGCCGGCGAUGAAGAAAGGGUUCAGUUGGGACGAUGAAGGAGAUGGUAUUGAUCUUACACUCUGGAAACAUUAAUAUUGAUCAAUAAGUCUUCUGUGAGGCCGUAUCACUGCGAGAUUACAUGUAAUUUUUUUUUUGGUUAAAGUGUAAUAUAUUUCAUUAGUGCAUAAAAAAUAUAUUAUAUUUUAACUACAAAGUAUUACACGUGAUGGGAAGGGCACACACCCAGUCAGACUAGGUAGGGGAGGAUAGGUAGGGUCGGCGAAUAGACCGAGUAUGAAAGGUAGGGUACCAGUCGGAUGAGCAUUGUCUAGUCGUCAGGUGGGCGCAACAAUCAUGCUAAUAGACAGGUUGACAGAGAUAUGGAAAUAGUCAGUCAUGCAGGUAGAUAGGUAGAGUCGGGCAGUCGAACGGAAUAAUCGAUGCUUGACGAAGACAUGCCGGAGGGAAGACGGUCUAGGGAGGUAGCCGGGCAAAUAAUUAAUCAUGUACUUGGUAAUUGGUAUAUAUAAACUUGUUGUUUCCAUCCCUAA